CUUUUGGCGGGUUCCUGAAGUUGAUUUCUGAGCUAAAAUCUCAGCUCCAUCUCACCUUAUUAAUUUCUUCUAAACCCAUUCUUUUUUUUUCUUCUUCUUUUUACUGCUCAUCUACGCCACCUCCGCCGUCGCCGGAGCCAUCUCCAUCCCUUUCGCCUUUCUCCAUUUUCCUUCUCCUACCAAACACUGACACCCCAAUUUCUUUCAACCUUCCUCAUUUUUCUCUUUCUUCUCUGCCGGAUUUUCACUUAAGAUUCCCUCUUUCUCUUCUUUCUUCCAACCCAAGCUCCCGCAGAUCCCCAGCUUAGUCCAGCAUUUGGCGUUUUCUCCACUCUGUAAUUUUCUAAUAAUUUGUUUUGGAAUUUUUUGGCAUCUGGGUCUACUCCUUCUUCUGAUUUGGUUGGACAGAUGGUUUGAGAUUCUAUUUUGCCCUCUGUUCUUGUCAGUCUUCUUGUUCUGGGUUUCAGUGCACGAGCGGCAUUUCUUUGAAUGGGGCAAUUUUCUAGAUCACGACUUUGUCUGUUUCCCAGGGUGAAUUUUGUUUAGCUCAUUCAUGUUUCCACUGCCCGGAUCCGGGGGUUUUCUGCUGGGUGUUUUCAAUUUUGUUAAUAAAAUUUUGGGUUUCUGACAACUUUGUAUCUCCUCCAAGAAGUGGAUGAUUGCGAUAUUGCAUAGAAAUGUCAAGGAUUGCUAAGUGGAAGCUUGAGAAGACAAAAGUAAAGGUGGUCUUCAGGCUUCAAUUUCAUGCCACGCAUAUUCCACAAUUUGGAUGGGACAAACUGUUUAUAUCUUUUAUUCCUGCUGAUUCUGGGAAGGCAACAGCAAAGACAACUAAAGCAAAUGUGAGAAAUGGAGCUUGUAAAUGGGCUGAUCCUAUCUAUGAAACAGCUAGACUUCUUCAAGACACUAGAACAAAGAAAUAUGAUGAUAAGCUCUAUAAACUUGUAGUGGCCAUGGGCUCUUCUCGUUCAAGCACCCUCGGAGAAGCUUACAUCAAUCUGGCUGACUAUGCUGAUGCACUGAAGCCUUUAGCUGUUGCACUGCCUCUUAAUGGAUGUGAACCUGGGACUAUUUUACAUGUUACUGUACAGCUGCUCACUUCUAAAACUGGUUUCAGGGAGUUUGAGCAGCAAAGGGAGCUCAGGGAGAGGGGGCUGCAGACAUUCUCCGAUCAAAAUAGUCAUGGAGAAUCUCCAAGUGGAAAAAUGUCACCAUCCAAGGAUUUGGUGAAUAUUCACUCAAAUAAGGUCAAUGCAAGAAUUAGAUCCAAAGAAGUAUAUAACGAGCUCCCUUUACUCGAAGAUGAGGGUGGUCGAAAAGAAGAGUAUGCAGAUUCAGCAGCCGGUUUUGACGUCUCUUCCAAUACUUCAGAAAGCUUAUAUGCAGAAAAAAACGAUGUGCAUGAAAUUGACAGCAUAAAGAGCACAGUAUCUGGUGAUCUAGGUGGACUUUCCAUUGGCCAAAGUCCUGGAUCAGAGAAAGGAGACCAGGGUGAUCAUCAAUAUUUAGUGCAGAGGUCCAACAAUUGGACUCAUAACUGGGGUUCUGACUUUGCUGCUGAUGGGGAACUGACUACUGCAUAUAAAGAAAACAAUAGACUUAGGGAAAGCUUGGAAGUAGCUGAGUCUUCGAUUGUUGAGUUGAGGCUAGAAGUAAGUUCUUUGCAAAAUCAUGUCGAUGAGAUGGGUAUUGAAACACAGAAAAUUGCUUGGCAGCUUGCUACGGAGACUACUUCAGGUAAAGAACUGACAGAAGAAGUUUCAGUAUUGAAAUCUGAGUGCUUAAACCUUAAAGACGAGCUUGAGAGAUUAAAGAAUCUGCAAUCAAGUCUAUCAGAAUCUAGAAAACAAAUCAUAGAGACUGACCAGGAUAACAUAUGCCAAAAGCUCGAGCCACAAUGUUUGAAGGGGCUUUUAACAAUGGAGGAAAAGAUUAGAGAUCUGCUAAACAAGGCUCACUUUGGAUGUCAAGACAGAGAUGUUCGGUUUCUUCUAGCUGACUUGGAGGCGUUGCUCUGCUAUGUACAAGAUUUCAGAGAACGAAUGGAACAAGAAAUUUCCUGUGCCAAAGUGAACCAAAAUGAGAUCAGAAAAUUGAACUCCCCAACUAGUCAGAUAUUGACAUCAGGAACUGGGUUUGAUUCAGACAUUUACCAUACUGAUAGCAUGCUUCAUUGUCUUAUACCAGGUCUGGUGUCCUACGAACCCAACUCUAUUGAUGCAAUCAGUUCAAUGAAAGGAAAAAUUUUUGAACUUCUGAGGGAGUUGGACGAGUCAAAAGCAAAACAGGAGAGCCUUGCACAGAAAAUGGACCAGAUGGAAUGCUAUUAUGAAGCUUUUAUUCAUGAACUUGAGGAAAAUCAGAGACAGAUGAUUGGAGAGCUGCAGAAUCUCAGAAAUGAGCAUGCAACAUGUAUAUAUACUAUCACGGCUUCUAAGGAUGAGAUAGAAGCACUGCAUCACGAAAUGAAUAAACGUUUAAUGAACUUUGCCGAAGAGAAGAAGAGUUUGGAUUCCAUCAAUAAGGAGCUUGAAAGAAGAGCUUCUAGUGCUGAGACAGCUCUCAAAAGGGCACGCUUAAAUUACUCAAUUGCUGUGAACCAGCUGCAAAAGGACCUUGAUCUACUAUCUGUUCAGGUCACCUCCGUGUUUGAGACUAAUGAAAACCUUAUUAAAAAUGCACUUACUGGUUCUUCACAUCCAAGCAGACAGGAAUCCUGUGAAAUAGGUUGGAAGCCGGAAGUUGAAUUGGAGGAAUUUUCUAAUGGCAAACUUUUGCAGAGGCAGAACCAUGAUGCAGGGGUAAAGAAAUAUCAUUUUAGUGGAGGUAUUUUCUCUGAGGACUUAAAAAGGUCUCUCUACUUGCAGGAAGGGUUGUAUCAAAAGGUUGAAGAUGAAGUCUUUGAAGUACAUUUGGUUAACAUAUACCUGGAUGUAUUUUCAAAGACGCUCCAUGAAACUCUGAUUGAAGCAAAUACUGGUUUCAAACUUAUGAAAGAGAGAGUAGAUGAGAUUAGUCAGCAGCUGGAACUAUCAACCAAGUCCAAGCAAUUAUUGUUUCUUGAACUGCAAGCUUCUUUGGAAGAAAUCCGAUCUCUAAAUGAAUAUAAGACUGCAAUUGUUUCAAAAUACAACGAAAUGGGAUUGAAAACUGAAAUUUUAGAAGAAGAUUUAUUAAAUGUUACUCGUGAAAAUUCCUUUCUUUCCAAGAAAAUAUCAGAAUGUGAGGCCUUGGUGACGGAAUAUAGAAGUUUUGAGGAAAAGUACCAAACCUGUCUUUUGAAGAAGUUAGAGCUAGAGAAUUCAAUGAUUGAGGAAGGCAUUGAAAGCAAAAAACUUCGUAAUGAUAAUGCAUCUUUGCAUGAAGAAAUGAAAGCUCUAAGAGCUGAAUUUGACAACCUGGUUUCAGUGAAGGGAGAUCUGCAUAAAACUGUUGGUUUUGCUUAUGAUAAGUUGAGUAACUUGUUGGCUUCUCAUAACAAAAGCUCUUCCUUAAGUGAAUCUGUUUAUGAUGACUUAGAGCCCAACAGCUUAGCAGCUUUGGUUUUGAAAUUUGAAAAUCUCCAUCUUGAUGCAUGCCAGACAGUUCUCCAACUCAUGAAUGAAAACAAACAUUUGAUGAAAGAAAGAGAUACGGCUCAAAAGUCCUUAAGCAGAGUAGCAUCAGAUAAUCUGAUCAUGAAAGAGAGUUUUGAACGCACAAAACAAGAUAUGGUCAACAGAUUGGAUAAGGCCAGUGAACUGGUGCAAACGUUUCACGUUGCAAUUGAGACUGUUUCUAAAAAUAUCAACAGCAGUGAAGCUGAAGAUAAAUUUACCCAACAGCAUAAAGAACUUCUGUCUGUUCUCGAUCAUGUGGAGGAUGAACUGCAACAACUGACUUCUAAAAACAAUGGCCUUGAAAAUGAAAUGGUAGCACUGAGGUUAGUAGAUGAAGAACUUGGAAAUUGUAAAUUUACAAUCCAGGUGUUAACAAAGGAGAAAAAAACUUUACUUGAGUCAUUACAUGAAAAAGUUGAGGAAUCAAUGAAGCUUAAGUUGGAUCUGGAUCGCUCAAAAGAUAAAUGUCAAUCAUUUUCUGAUGAAUUAGUUAUCGAGAAGAGUUCUAAAGAUAGUUUAGAGAAAAGAAUUAAAGAUCUUGAUUCACAAAUAAAUGAGAAGAGUUGCAAGUUGCUAGAGUUUGAGAAAAUGAAGGCAGAAGUUGGACGUCUCAAGCAAUUGGUGUUGGAGCUUGAGUCAGAGAAAUCAAGAGUCGACAAAGAUUUACUCCAGUCUGCAGAACUUCUUAAGCAUCUUGAUCAAGAGAAUUCUUCCUUGGUUUGUUUGGAAAGUCAAUUGUGUGAAAUGCAUGAAUUUUCAAUAGCUGCAGACAUUAGCCUAGUUUUCACAAGAUCUCAAUAUGAUAACCAGCUUGAAAUUCUUGUUCAGCAAUUUAUGUUAUCACAAAGGGACCUUAUAGCUGUCCAGGAAAAGUAUGUCAAUUUAGAGACUGCUCUUAAUCAUUGUAUGGUCAGUGAAGCACGCCAAGCUGAAGAGAGCACAAGAUUGUUGAUGAAUCUUAACUCUCUAAAAGUGGAGUUAGAAGCCUUUGCUUCAGAAAAUAAGAUGCUUCUUGAUGCAAACGAAAAACUGACGAAUCAGUCUGAGGAAUUGCAAAAUAGGACUAAACUUUUGGAGGUUGCAGCUGAUGCUGAUAGAAGUCAUCAUGCUCAAGAGAUUGAAAAACUAGGGAAUAUGUUGAAGACUUGUGAAACAGAGAUUGAUGAUUUGUUGCUUUGUAAGGAAGAACUGGAAGUAAGUUUGUUGGUUGUCCGGUCAAAAUUGGAUGAACAACAUGCUCAUGUGAUCUUGCUCCAAGGUAUAAGUGAUGAGAUGGUCAUCUUGCAAAAUAAGUGUAAUGAUCUAACCCAAAGGCUGUCUGAACAAAUCUUGAAAACAGAAGAAUUCAAAAACUUGUCUAUUCACUUGAAGGAUCUAAAAGACAAGGCCGAGGCAGAGUGCCUCCAACUUCGUGAAAAGAAAGAGAAUGAAGGGCCAUCCAAUGCCAUGCAAGAGUCUCUCAGAAUUGCAUUUAUAAAAGAGCAAUACGAAACAAAGUUGCAGGAAUUGAAGCAUCAGCUAUCUGUGUCCAAGAAACACAGUGAAGAAAUGUUGUGGAAAUUACAAGAUGCAAUCAAUGAAGUUGAAAAUAGGAAAAAAUCUGAAGUGACUCACAUAAAAAGAAAUGAAGAUCUGGGAAUGAAGAUCGUGGAAUUGGAAGGUAACUUGAAUGCAGCUCUUGCUGAAAAGCGUGAAAUAAUGAAGGCUUAUGAUUUGGUGAAGGCUGAAAAAGAAUGCUCUUCUAUCAGCCUUGAAUGCUGCAAGGAAGAAAAACAAGAGCUUGAAGCGUUGUUAAAGAAAUGCAAUGAUGACAAAUUAAAAUUUUCAAUGGAACUGAACCUAAUGAAAGACUUUUUGGAGAGUUACAAAUUUCAGACGAGCAUGCAGAAGGAAGGCGGUGAUGGAAAAUGCACAGAAGAUCACGUGUCUAAGUCCUCAGACAAAGAUAGUGUACCUCCUUGUGAAGAAGUUGAAUGCACAAUAUCAGUUUCAACUGAUGCGACCAAUAAUUCACAUGCUUUCCUUAAUGGUCAAGGGCAACCUGAGCAGGAUGUUUUGAUGUCAAGAAGUCUCAACGGACUUCAAGAUAUCUCUCCUGGGAAUCAAGAGGACUUGCUGCAUGAUGAGACAAAGCAUUUGGCUCUGGUAAAUGAUAACUUCAGAGCUCAAAGCCUGAAAUUUAGCAUGGACCACCUAAAUGAAGAGUUGGAAAGAUUGAAAAAUGAAAAUUCGCUUGCUCAUGAUGAUGAUCAUCCUGAAUCAGAUUUUCCUGGUUUAGAACAUCAAUUGAUGCAGUUACACAAGGUGAAUGAAGAACUAGGAAGCAUAUUCCCCUUGUUCAAGGAAUUUUCGAGCAGUGGCAAUGCUUUAGAAAGGGUACUAGCUCUAGAGAUCGAGCUUGCUGAAGCUUUGCGGUCAAAAAAGAAACCAAGUAUGCAUUUUCAGAGUUCUUUCUUGAAGCAACACAGUGAUGAAGAAGCGAUAUAUCGAAGCUUUAGCGACAUCAAUGAGCUAAUAAAAGACAUGUUAGAUCUAAAGGGAAAGUACACAACUGUAGAGACUGAACUGAGAGAGAUGCAUGAUCGUUACUCCCAGUUAAGCCUCCAGUUUGCUGAGGUUGAAGGGGAGAGACAGAAACUCAUGAUGACUGUCAAGAAUGUCCGAGCAUCCAAGAAGCUUCUCAACGCCAAUAAUCGACUCUCAUGGUCAUCCCGGGGGGAGCAUUCUCCUUCAUAACUUCUUGGCUUCCUAAGAUAAGUCUCUCUUGUCUCUUUCACUAGUUGUUGAAAUCGCAUUCAGGUCAAAUGUGACACCAAAGGCUUCAUCUUUGGCUUUCUGCAUCACAACACCAAGAAGAAUAUCGACGGACGAUACUGUCUCCAGGGAUCGAGCUGCUACGAGUUUAGAGUCAGCUGCACGAUAAAGAUGCAACAGUUUUGUGUAAAUAAGAAAGCUUCUGCACCUAUUCAUUCACCAGUUGGUAGAGUAUUAUCAAGUAUAGAAUCUUCUUUUCUACUUCAAUGUAAUUUUUUCUGUACAGUAAAUGUAAUAUCUUCAUGGGUAGAUAACUUAACUCUCCAAAUAUUAUGAAGAGAAAGCAAUGAAACCAUGUCAUUAUACAUCUUUGCCCUUCC
Molecule: messenger RNA, 6733 nt
Organism: Cucumis sativus (cucumber)
Lineage: Eukaryota; Viridiplantae; Streptophyta; Magnoliopsida; Cucurbitales; Cucurbitaceae
Product: myosin heavy chain, skeletal muscle
Exons: 13
Coding region: 678-6335 (1885 amino acids)
Source: RefSeq, a predicted model, not a curated record